CUCGGAUUCAGUUCUUUCGGAACCGUCGGUGAGAUUGGAUUGUCGGUAUUGCCCGAGGUGCAAAGUGUGUAAUAUUCAUAUUAUUUAUCGUCCCAGAGAGAAGUGAGCUCGUUAAUGCAGAGUUUUGCCCUUUUUGUUUGCCUGGUCGAGCAGAAAUACUCAUCAACUAAACCACCCACCGCGUGAUAGUACACAAUGGAAACUCAUGCUUGGCGCCAUUGAGCAUCGGACAUCUCUUGUUGGGGUUGGAAAACACCAAAGCGCCAGUUAGUGCCAGGACAGCGGCAGUGUCCUUGUGAGACGCGCUUUGAAUUGUUCACAUUUGUUCGGCUGAAUAGUGCCAAGGAAGAGAAGAGUGCGCGUCCUAGGCCCAGUUUGGGCAUAUUUUGGUGGGUAAUAAAAUUCCGUUUGUGUGUCAGUCGGAUGUUGACCAAGAUCAGGUCGGUGCCGAAACGGUUUGUCUUGAGUUGAUGGAAGUUGAUUUAGUGGAAAAACGGACUGGAAACUUAAUAGAAUAAUUGAAUCACUUUGACAAUCUCACUGAUUGAAAUUUAAGAAGUUCCAUUCGUUCUACUUAAUGACUGUUUGUUGUAUCAACAUUAGAAAUUAAUGGCCUAUUAUGAGAAUCAAACAAGAAGGUUAUUCAAAUUGACUGCUGUAAACGUUUCAAGUUUCUAGUUAUAGGUUAUGACAUGUGCUCUGGAAAAUAAAUGAAAACUAAAUGUUUGAACAGUGUUUUCAAAUCCAAUCUUCGACACCUACGAGUGAGAUGUUUGUGCACUUAUCGAAGUCAAAGUAAAAAAACAAUUUUCCGCCACACAGUCUUUGGUGCUACUGUUUACAAGCGUUUUCUGUUUGCGAUUCAUGAGUUGAUUCGAACGUAUUAAUGCCGUGAUUCGUAUUCCUGUGGUUUGUCUUUUGAGUUUGGAUACGCGUGUCUUACUCGAGAAAUAGGAAAGUUGCCAAAAGCAAAACCACAUAAGACCGAACCAGCGAGCGAUGCUAUAGAAUAUCGAUGACGAAGAACACGGAUGCAGAUGCCGAUGCCGCAUGUACGAGGCCCGAAAAUGUGCUGUAGUGAUGUGCCUGUCGAACCGUCGACGCCUGAAGUUUCAAUUUAAAAUCUUGGGCUCCGAAGUCAUUUGCACGCGAUGGAUCAAAGUGUUUUCAUGCUAGUGAGGUUGGAUAAAUUGGUUAACCCAGUUUGGGUUUCGCUUGGCAUGGAGUUGAUGUGGCCUGGGGCUCGGAAACGAGGCAUAUGAAAAUUGUGCGGUUUUCUUUGCUGAAACGGAUGAAUUGAAAAUGCUUGAAUUCGUGUAUUGGUGGUGAUUGUGUGAUUUAUGGUACAAUUUCAUUGCAUUGACAGUGACGAGCUUUAAAACGUGACGUGUGCCGUCUCUUGAUAGUGUGUUGAACAUUGGAGCUGAUGAGAGAUGAAAAUAACCGGAAACCUAAAAGUGAAAUUUGAAAGGCAGCAAUCAGCGGUCACUUUUGCGCGAAGAAAGGAAACAACAAACGAAACACGCGUUCGCGUGUGUAUCGCCACAGCGUCACACAGCAAAGUGCAGACCCGACGAGGCCCAAGCGAGAAAUUUAUUCUUACCAGUAUCCUCCUGGUCCGGCGAGGAUGAAGCUGCGGCGAAUGAGCGAAGAAAUUCAUAAAUACGUGACUUUACGAGCAGCAGCCAGCACGAGGUGGAGUGAUCUCGUUGAAUGUCAGCGACGUCGACGUCGUUCGCGGUGUUCAGAACAUGCAAGGCGGAUGCCCAAAACGCCCCCCAGUUGAGAAGAGGACAAUCCUUGUCACCGAAAGCGGGCGCGGAAAAUAUUCAAAUUAAAUGGGUGACGUCCAAUGAAUCGUUCGUCGUACGGGACAUUCCAUAUACAUCGGAAUGCUACCAUUCCGAGGGUGACAGUGUUGUGUCAGUAGGUGAGAAUUGUGGUUUUAGAAACGCGAAACAAUCGUUCUGUACGACCCCAGCUGUGAUAUAACUUAGUGACGCACAAUGGUGGUGUUUAGUUAAUGCCAACUCCCAUCGUGGUAGGAACAACAUCCUAUUGCAAAUAAAUUUUCAAAGGACAACCGAUCCCAGUGCACAAUAUCUAAAGUUGACAUUUGUUACCAAAUCUAGAGAAGCCAAACAACUAGAUUGUAGCGAUAGCAGUCGAAAGCGUUGACAAACAUGUUUGGUCAGCCCUACACAAGCAAUCUAAGCGGAAAUCAGUGUAUGUUCCGAAGCUAUCCGUACCUACCCCAGAGUUCCUAUCCACACACCCAACAACCAAACCAACAGCAAUCAUCCACCCUUCCAUGACAGUACAAUCAAAACCGACAGACCCCGAAAAACAAUUGCUACUAUUGCAAUAAUAACAUCAAUCUUACCUGCACCUGUUUGUCGUCGAGUGCCUUGAGAUAUUUUUACUCGGCCUCACAAACCCUUAACUCGGCACCAUCGACACUGCCCCGACGGUCCCGUCCCUCCAACCAUCACAAUCUACCGACGUAUCAUCCUCAGGCCCUUAUCCAGCCGCCAUUUCCGUUCCAACAGCAACGUCAAACGGCCACCAAGUCGACGUCCACCUCGCCACCAGCUCGCUUCCAGCGCGACCAGCAAACCCAAGUCGACGAAGAGAUGCUCGGCAUUCGCAGUACAUCCAACGAACCCGAUUCGCCGGCCCUGUCCGCCUCACCACCACCCGCACCCGCCCCGAGGCCACCACCGAUCCGAAAUGGUUGCCAACGGUGUCGAUUUUCAGCUUCGGUGGCCUCCGCGAACUCGACAUUGAACCGAUCCCACCAGCAUCUCUCAGGAAGUGCCAACAACACACUAACGCGCAACAGCACCCACAACAGUAGCCUGCGAGAUGGUGGCACCACUGGUGCUAGUAAUCAUAUUGCUACCAGUACCGGACAUCUGCACACUGCAGGGACGACGACAAGCCUUCAGGCGCACAAUGGAACGUAUCCGGGUGGAUACGACCGAGGACGUUUGUUGGAGGAAGAGGAUUCCGCCUAUCCGGCUCUGUUGGAACGAGAAUUACACUCACUGCAUCGGAAUGUCCCAGCGUUGCGACGCGCCGGUGUUGACACCAAUGCAAUUAGACAGCACUUCUAUCCGGACGGUGGCUGGGGCUGGAUUGUUUGUGGUGUUGCAUUUCUUGCGCAUGUUCUAACCACAGGAUUCCAGUUAGCCUACGGUUUGCUGCUGCUGUACGCAAUACGCCACCUAGGCAGCGAGGUGAAUACCGAAGCAGGAGUGAUAGUUGGCGUCGGUGCAUCCAUGGUUCGUGAGUCGGCUGCCGUAAUGCUGGGACAUUAUUUCAAACGGCGGAGACAAUUUGUCGAAAUGAUUACGAUGUCGGGCGAAGGUGUCGGUGUGGCACUGUUCUCUGUGAUACUGAAGGAGGGAGUGGGCAAAAUGGGCUGGCGCCUGGGCCUGCAAGCCGUCACCGGGCUGGUUUCGCUCAGUUUCUUCAUGGGACUACUGUACCGGCCAGCCUCUCUGUACCAUCCCCAGCGGAGAGCGAUACUGCAUCUGAAAAACCAAAGGAAGAAGGUGAAAGAAAAGAAAACCCACGUUCGCACGCCGAAGCCACCCUUUUUGGACUUCACUCCACUGAAACUACCUUCGGUACGGAUGCUCUCGAUUUCGGCAGCAGUGGCAGCAUUUGGUAUCUACUCUCCAAUCUUCUUUCUGUCUUUACACGGAUUUACGGAAGGAUACGAUAUGCAGGAUCUGGUGCUACUACAAACCUUCCUAGGUCUGUCGAUUGCACUGGGGAUUGUAUUUAGCGGGUCAUCAGUCAACAAAACACUGCAAAUUUCCUUCAAAAAAGUUCGAAUAUCUCGUCAAUAUGUUUGUCAGGGCUGUGUUACAUUGAUGUCUCUAUCACUGUUAGUACUGUCGGCAGUAACUGACUAUCGGGGCUUAUGUUUUUCCACGUGGGCAUACGGUUUGGGGCUUGGCGGCUACCGGUACACGCUGAAAAUGCUUGCCAUAGAACGAGUUCGAGGAAAAUAUUUCUCCAAAGCCUGGGGCUUCAUCAAAAGCGCCGAAUCAAUACCAGUCCUGUUUGGAGUGCCACUGUGCGCCUUCCUGAAUGAUUCUUCACACCGGUAUGGAAGAGCCGGCUACUACGUUUGUGCGGCUAGUGCGGCCAUUUCCGCCAUCAUCCUUUUCUUCGUGGGUCACCCCGAAGGGAAAAACAUGAAAUAUUCUGCCAACGGAUCCAUAACGUCGCGUUGCACAGCACCCACUUCGUCCAGCGAUUGUCAACACAUGCUAAACCGUAGCUUCUCGUCACAGCGUUUCAACAAUCAGUGGUAUCCAAACACUCUGAGCACCAAUCUAUCCAGUGGCUGCAAUCCGAAUGUGAGCAAAUACGGCCGACAGCAACAUCAGCAGCGAUGUCUUUCGAACCAAUUCAUGAAUGGAAGUCUGCCGCUUGGUUCCGCAAGUCUCGAAGGAGGACCGCCCAAUGUGACCAGUUAUAGCUACCACAGUCCGUACUGUCAAAGUGUCGGUCAGCCCCAUCACGGUCGGCUUCACAAGAGUCUUUCAUUUGCGUUCCAAACUCCAGUCAUGACAAACGAUGAACGAUUCCAGCCCACCAACCGUCAGUCAGCCGGUGGGUGCCAUGCCAGUCAACAUGCUGCCGAUUAUCCCCCCAGCCGGUGCUACUCGAGAUGCGAAAUUCACAACCCGAAUCCCACUCAUCACAGUACAUUUCAACGUGCUCCGUCGGUGAGUGGAAUUUUCGCCAUGCCAACGGUAAGUCAUUUCUGCACCAACGGACUGCAAAACAACCCGUCGCGUAGCCGGAGUGUUCCGGAAGGUCUAGCCAACAACCACGGGGCAGUCGCAAACGACUGCCACUUGAAUCACUGCCACUGGACCAACGCAAACGGAACUAACUUCUGCCGACCGACGCGCCCCAUUCAGGUGGUGGAACAAAUAACCACUUCCGUUUGACUAAAGUUUAAAAUUGUGCGAUUUUUCCUAUGUAUAUCGGUACACCUACUGGAGGGGUUGUUUUCAUAGAUGUAGCCCGUACUUAUUAGUGAUUUGUUUUCCACUGCUUCAAGAUAACUUUUUUCAUCUUGUCGAACAGCGGAACUCAUCUCCUGUCGGUGUGUUAAAUAAAUCAUUAAAUUAUAGGUAGAAAUUUGAAAAUCAAACAAUGCGUAAAAUAUUCAUAAUCGUAAACAGUAUAGCAACAAAACGAACGAAAUUUCAAUUUUAAUCAUAUACAGUGCAUAAUGAAUGUGUUCAAUACACCAAAUAAUCAACCGUCGAGGCGAAAGCUCGCAAGAUGGACAGUUUUAAGCGAUUUUCAAUGAGCUCACCAUAAUAAAUGAGAAAAUUAUCGAUUUUACAUCACGCGUGGGAGAUUUUUUGGGCAACCUUCGAGUUUGAAGCCAAGAAACAAGCAGUAGCGAAUUAAAAGCAACCAGAGAAGUGAUGCAUUAUAAUUCGAAUAAAAUUUAAACAAUUAUUUUACAAAGAAUGGGCUAGUUUUAAUUUGAUGUCGAACGAAUAACGAACUCAUUUAUCACUGUCGGAAAUUUCGAGAUAGCUAGCUGGACUUCUCCGCUCAUCUUAUUGGUAGCGAUGCUGUAAUUGAUUAGAUUGAUUAAUUAGACGUAAUAGGUACUAAUGGCAGAAGAAUGAUGCGAUUGUUUUAAGUUGUUUCGUUGAACCUGUUAACAGAACGAAAUUCGGUGUGAUAAGUAAGAAAGUAAGCCAAAAAAUAUUAAUGGCUACUACUCGUGAUGAUAUCUUGUUAUGUUAACUCUAUUUUUGUCGUAAGAAGGAAGACAUUGGUCAUAUUUUGAAUUAUGCGUGAAGAAAAGUAGAAGAGAGUAUUUUGUUUAGUAAAAUUAUUUAGAAACUA
Messenger RNA from Malaya genurostris, 5895 nucleotides. RefSeq lists its product as uncharacterized. The transcript has 11 exons. Gene Ontology annotation, biological process: transmembrane transport. The record is from RefSeq and is a predicted model, not a curated record. Gene Ontology annotation, molecular function: monocarboxylic acid transmembrane transporter activity. NCBI's taxonomy places the organism in Eukaryota, Metazoa, Arthropoda, Insecta, Diptera, Culicidae. The coding region runs from base 2634 to 4973 and encodes 779 amino acids.